CCCUCACCGAGAGAAGGCUCUGGUUUUCAUUCAGUCCCUAUUGGGGGAAAACAGGGGUAGGAGUAUUUUGCGUUCAGCAGCAUGGAAGUAACCAAAGGAGAGGAGCGGCUGAAUGAACAGGCAGCGACUUUAUUUGGGACAGAGCUGGAGAGUCAAAGGAGAAACACUGAGCGGGGAAGGAAGAGGAGCUUCCAGUGUAAAAUCAUUGCUGGGGUUCUGCUGCUGUGCCUGCUGGCGGUCAUCCUGGCUGUGGCGUUUUCGCUGAGAAAAGGCAGUAAUGGGAAAGAAGGGGAGGUCUGGCUGCAGGCGACUUCUGAGGAGGCUCAACAGCCACAGUGUCCACCUGGUUUUUCCCGUCACCCUCUCAUCCUGGUGUCCUUGGAUGGUUUCAGAGCGGAAUAUCUGAAAGAUCACAGCAGCCACCUUCCUGUCAUCAACAAAUUACGAAAUGCUGGAACAACAACACCACACAUGAGGCCUGUUUAUCCCACAAAGACCUUCCCAAACCACUACAGCAUUGUGACUGGUCUUUAUCCCGAGUCUCACGGGAUUGUGGACAACAAGAUGUACGAUGUGAUCCAUGACAAUUUCUUCAGCUUGAAAACAAAUGAGAAAUUCAACCCACAAUGGUACCAAGGACAGCCAGUCUGGGUCACUGCCAUGCAUCACAAAUUGAAAACAGGAACCUUUUUCUGGCCGGGCUCAGAUGUGGCUAUCAAUGGCACCUUCCCAGAUCUUUACAAAAUAUAUGACAAGAGCAUUUCAUUUCAGAGCAGACUGUCGACGCUGUUUGAUUGGCUCGAUUUACCUCAGGGACAAAGACCUGACUUCUACACAUUGUACAUGGAUGAACCUGACUCAUCAGGACAUCGUUAUGGGCCAGCAAGCAAACAAGUCAUUUCGGCCUUGGAGAACGUGGACAAGAUUUUGGGCAUGCUGAUGGACGGCCUGGUGGAGAGGAACCUGCAACACUGUGUCAACUUGCUGAUCGUAUCCGACCACGGCAUGGAGGAGGCUUCCUGUGAAAGGGCGGCGUUUGUGUCAACCUACCAGGAAAAUACUGACAGCUUUUCUAUCAUCCAAGGCCCAGCUGCUCGCAUCAGACCCACUCGGCUCCCAGGGGAUUUUUUUUCCUUCGACUUUGACAGUCUGGUGAAGAACCUGUCGUGCAGGGUUCCUAACCAGCCAAUGAGGCCGUACCUCAAAGAAAACCUCCCCAAAAGGAUGCACUUUGCUAACAACCUGCGCAUAGAGAGAGGACAUCUCUAUAUGAAGCUGGGCUGGCAGGCAGCGCUUGACAGGAAGGAAAUCAAGUACUGCACCGGUGGAUUCCACGGCUCAGAUAACCUCUUCACCAACAUGCAGGCAAUCUUCAUCGGCUAUGGUCCAGGAUUUAAAAAAAAAUCUGUUGUGCCACCUUUUGAAAACAUUGAACUGUACAACCUCAUGUGUGAUCUCCUCGGUAUUCGUCCCGCUCCAAACAACGGGACUCACGGCAGCCUGAACCACCUCCUGCAGAAUCCAUUCUACUCACCAGUUCACCCAGCUCAGCUCUCCCAUGACAAACCCUGUGAGGCCAGUAACCCCGUUCCCACUGAUGACCUCCAGUGCAACUGUUCAUCCCAAACCAAGGCCAUGGAGACGGAUAUGAACAGACAUCUCAUGACGACCAAUUCCAGUGCUAAAGUCAGCUUACGUCGCCUCCACCAUCCUUUCGGCACCCCUCAAGUCGUCCAAUCAGGUGCCACAUUUUGUCUCCUGCACCAGUCUGACUACCUCAACGGAUACAGCCAAGACCGCCUCAUGCCCCUCUGGGUGUCGUACACCAUCCAGCCUCUGACCAGAGUCCGACCCCUGAGCCCAGAGUUGGAGGCGUGUGUUCGUGCUGACGUACGCAUCCCACCAGCCGCCAGCCAGCUUUGUCUUCGCUAUAGAAGCAACUCAAGUCUGUCCUAUGGCCUGCUGCAUCCCCCCAAUCUGAGUGCAAACGGUCCUGAGACAGAUUCUCUUAUCACAAGCAACAUGGCACCAAUGUUCCCUGCAUUUAAAGAUGUUUGGACCUAUUUCCAUGAUGUCCUGCUUCCAAAGUAUUCACAACAGCUGAACGGAGUCAACGUCAUGAGUGGGCCAAUAUUUGAUGAAAACUUUGAUGGAAAUGUAGAUACAUUGAAAACGGUCUCAGGGAAUGAGGCUCCCAUCCCGACACAUUUCUUCGUGAUCCUGACCAGCUGCGGGAACUCGGCCUUCAGCCCUGUUAACUGCGAGGGCCCACUGAAAGCUAGGUCCUUCAUCCUGCCCCACAGACCUGACCACACAGAGAGCUGUGCUAAUGGGUCAGACUUGACGUGGGUGGAGGAGUGGCUACAUUUUCACACAGCCCGAGUUCGAGACGUCGAGCUCCUGACCGGGCUGAGCUUCUACCACGGCAGGCUAUCAGUGGAAGAGACACUACAGCUCAAGACGUUUCUACAUGUAUCUUAAAAUCAGAGACACCAUCGAAUAAAGGAAGUCAUAGGAAGCCAUAGGUCUGCACAACAGGCCCCUGUCCACGUGGACACACAGUUAACCUACUCUCAGUGGGUUUAACAGGUGCCUCACUUACUUAAGUUUCUGGUUUUCACACCAUAUUAAUCCCAGCAUUAAAUUCCAUCCAUCCAUUUUUUUUGUAAUAUGUCUGAUUCCAAAACAAAUUUUUACAAUUAUUCAGUGCGUGAAAGCCAUGCAUUUGUUUUUAAUAAUGUUUUUAAAGAUGACUGUACAGAGAAAAGUCAGAGAGUAUUUUUUAUAAAUGAGGCUCCAGAGCUUUGAACCAAAGACGCCAUCACAUCUGCUGAAUGGCUUCAGAGUAUUUCCUCAGAAGUGGAGACUAAAACCAAAGGGAAAAGGAAACAUUUAUCAGUCAAAGAACUAUUUAUACCACAGAUGCUUUUAUUGGUAGGGGCAUUUCAGGAAAUGCCCCAACCAUGACAAUCUGGAAACAUUUGCGUCUGCUGCUUGUUGAGGGAAUCCUUCCACACAUCUGGAGGACUGGCUGCGACAGCUGGAAAAAACACCCAACGUGAGAAUUUAAGAAAAAAAAUAAGUUUUGCUCCUCAAAAAGCUUUCACCUGCAAAAUGUUCACAUUGCAUUUCCAUGGUUGUUAUUGUUGUAUUUUCUUUAUACGGCACCAAUGCUGUAUGUAGUAUUUUGUAAAUUUUUGGUUUGGUUAAUGACAUUUCAUUAGAGAUAAUUAUUCAUUUCAGUGUGUGUGUGUGUGUGUGUGUGUGUGUGUGUGUGUGUGUGUGUGUGUGUGUGUGUGUGCGCGCGCAUGUACAGUAUGUGCAAUAUAUGUAUGGAUGGACUUUGAUAAAUUUGCCCUUGAGCACAGACAUGUAAAAGGCCCCACACCUCUCCUGCAUAGGAGCAAGACACUCUUGACUGAAAGACACAUAAAAUAACUACAAACAUGACUUGUUUGUAGUCAUGUGUGCAUUUCUUUGUGGUCAUUCUAAUCUUAGGUCAUUUUACAUGGUUGUUUUGCAGUUUUUCAUGGCUGUUUGGUCUCUUUUUAAUGCUUUUGUUCCUCUUUGUAGUCAUUUUGCCUCUGCGGUCAUUUUCGCCUCUUUGUGGCUGAUUUUAGUCGUUUUGCACCUGUAACCAGUAACAUUUGCAGGUGAAGCAGAAUUCUCAGGUGAUGACUACACCGAUCCUCACCCACCUUCUCUGUUGGGCUGUGGAACUGCCAGUCUGCAGUGAACAAAGCUAAUUUCAUUCCUGCCCACGCUAACCAGCUACCCCUUGAGCUACUGGCUCUCACUGAGACUUGGGAUCAAACCAGAAACUUCCCAUCUGUCCAGACGAGGAGGAGGAUCUGGCUUCCUAAUUUCCAGCCAAUUAAAAUUCAAUCAACUGUUGCCUCCAAACAACCAUGCUGUUAUGGUGACUUCUCUGGUAAAAGUCUCUGUGGUUGUCAUUUAUCAACUACUACAACUGCUCUGCAGACGCCAACAUCAACUUAACCUCUUUAAGAUUGUAUUCUUAGUCUUCCCAGCCAAUCAAUAAAAAUUCACUUCCUCCCUCAACCUAGCAAAGGUUGCGUCAUGAUAGAUGACCAGCUAUCCUGACUAAGUACGCCACACAACUCCCGGUACAGGCCAUGAUUAUCUCUCGCUUCGGCUACUUAAGUGCCCUUCUGGCUGGUCUCCCAGCAUGCACAGUGAAACCCUUACUGAUGGUCCAGAAUGCGGCGGCGCAUCUGGUUUUCGAUCGACCUAAAAGGGCACACGUCAGUCUGCUGCUCAGUGACCUCCACUGGCGACUCAUGGCCACCAGAAUCAAAUUCAUGUCACUAAUGCUUGCUUACAGAGGGACUUCUGGCUCUGCAUCCAUCUACUUGAACUCAUACAGGCUUCUUCUCAGCCUCUGCGUUCUUCCAAGGUGCAUCAUAUGGCCCUGCCAUCCCUACGCACCAGGCAGUCUUGGUCCAUACUCUUCUUGUUUGUGGUUCCCUGGUGGUGGAACAAGCUACCAAACGUUAUCAGACCAGGGGCGUUCCUCUCUGUGUUCAAGAGUCUCGUGAAGACUCUCCUACUGUACUGAAGCUUGAGUGUGGUUCCUCACUUCUAAGUUACCAAAUGAGUAAAUGAAAUGAAUGCAAUGAGAAAUUGCAACUGGACUUUAUUUAUUUAGUUGGAGUUGAGAGCUGGAGAUGAAGAGAGGUUGUCUGUUUCCACUAGACUUGUUCAGUAAUCAGUCCACGGUUAUGUGUUCAAGUGUGUGCCAUUUUUAUCAAUACAUUCUUUGUUCAGUCUUUGAUUUUCCACUUCACAGUGACAGUUUGGAAGUCAAAAAUGAAAAAUUCAAUAGGCUGAGCCAUUUCCAUUAUGUGAUUUUUUUUUUUCAGUGUAGCUAUGGACAAAUACACAAUUUCAUAUAAAAAUUACUCUCUACUGAC
Molecule: messenger RNA, 4934 nt
Organism: Toxotes jaculatrix (banded archerfish)
Lineage: Eukaryota; Metazoa; Chordata; Actinopteri; Toxotidae
Gene: enpp1
Product: ectonucleotide pyrophosphatase/phosphodiesterase 1
Exons: 23
Coding region: 82-2481 (799 amino acids)
Biological process (GO): ATP metabolic process; nucleoside triphosphate catabolic process; regulation of bone mineralization
Cellular component (GO): cell surface
Molecular function (GO): phosphodiesterase I activity; nucleic acid binding; dinucleotide phosphatase activity
Source: RefSeq, a predicted model, not a curated record